GUGAACACAUCGUGUACAGCAAGGAGGGAGAUGGAAAUCUGUCUGAGUUUUUUCCUUCUCUCAUCCACACUCAUUCUCUCAGCUGCUGAUUUCAGUGGUGACUCCGAUUAUGAAUACGACGAUGAACCUGAGAUCACAGCUGAUGACGGUACUAUGACCGGCAGUGUGAGAUUGGCGAACGGUGGAAGUCACUGUGCCGGGACAGUGGAGGUUCUUCAUAAUGGUCAGUGGGGAACAGUGUGUGAUAAUGGCUGGGAUAUGACAGAUGCUGCAGUGGUGUGUAGAGAGCUACACUGUGGGGAGCCUGUAAAUGUGUGGGAUGAGGCUUACUUUGGACCAGGAGCAGGACCAAUCUGGAUGGAUUAUGUGGACUGUAAUGGAUCAGAGUCAACACUGAAGAACUGUACAUCACGAGGGUGGGGUGUAAAUGUCUGUGAUCAUGGUCAAGAUGCUGGAGUCACCUGCUCAGACAGUGUGAGGUUGGUGAAUGGUGAAAGCCGCUGUGCUGGGAGAGUGGAGGUUCUUCAUGAUGGUCAGUGGGGAACAGUGUGUGGUCAUUCCUGGGAUAUGAGAGAAGCUGCAGUGGUGUGUAGACAGUUGCGCUGUGGGGAGCCUGUCGAUGUGUGGGAUGGGACUCACUUUGGACAAGGAUCAGGACCAAUCUGGAUGGAAUAUGUGGACUGUAAUGGAUCAGAGAUGACACUGAAGAACUGUAGAUCACGAGGGUGGGGAGAACAUAACUGUGAUCAUAGUCUCGAUGCUGGAGUCACCUGCUCAGACAGUCUGAGGUUGCUGAAUGGUGGAAGUCCCUGUGCUGGGAGAGUGGAGGUUCUUCAUAAUGGUCAGUGGGGAACAGUGUGUGGAGAUGACUGGGAUAUGGAUGAUGCUGCAGUGGUGUGUAGAGAGCUACACUGUGGGGAGCCUGUAAAUGUGUGGGGUGAGGCUUACUUUGGACCAGGAUCAGGACCAAUCUGGAUGGAUUAUGUGGACUGUAUUGGAUCAGAGUCAACACUGAAGCAAUGCGGCUCACUAGGGUGGGGUGUAAAUUUCUGUGGUCAUGGUGAAGAUGCUGGAGUCACCUGCUCAGGUCACAGAAUGCCGAGACUUUCUGCUGGUCCUCACCGGUGCUCUGGGAGAGUGGAGGUGCUUCAUGGAGGUUCCUGGUCCACAGUGUGUGAUGCUGACUUUGACCAGCAGGAUGCAGAGGUUGUGUGCAGAGAGCUGGGCUGUGGGAUUCCUGUGGAGAUGCUUGGAUCAGCUGCUUUUGGCCGAGGGAAGGGUCAGGUGUGGACAGAUUUGCUUCAGUGUAGAGGAAAGGAAUCUGGGAUUUACUUCUGUCCAACAUCAUCUUCACUCAAACACUCAACCUGCUCCCAUGACAACGAUGUGGGAUUAAUAUGUUCUGGUUAAGUAUCAUGAUUUAACUUCUGUUUAAAUAGAGACCACAAAUCUGUCAAUCAAACUUUAAGCUGCCUUUGUUAAUUUUCCUCUUUCACCAAGCUCUUGGCUGUUUGUUAAGCUUACACAGGGGCGCGGCUGGUGAACGGACCAGACUCCUGUUCUGGUCGAGUGGAGCUCCAGUACCUCAGUGAGUGGGGCACAGUUUGUGCUGUAAGCUGGGAUAGGAGAGCUGCAGAUGUUCUCUGUGCACAGCUGGAUUGUGGGAGUGCUGUGGCUGUGGUGGAGGUCAACUGGUUUGGGGAGGGGCAUGACCCCAUCUGGGCUGAUGUGUUUGAUUGUCAGGGGAAUGAGACACACCUCUCACAAUGUGGCAUCU
Molecule: messenger RNA, 1777 nt
Organism: Neoarius graeffei (lesser salmon catfish)
Lineage: Eukaryota; Metazoa; Chordata; Actinopteri; Siluriformes; Ariidae
Product: scavenger receptor cysteine-rich domain-containing group B protein-like
Exons: 7
Coding region: 31-1410 (459 amino acids)
Cellular component (GO): membrane
Source: RefSeq, a predicted model, not a curated record